Molecule: messenger RNA, 1323 nt
Organism: Ramularia collo-cygni
Lineage: Eukaryota; Fungi; Ascomycota; Dothideomycetes; Mycosphaerellales; Mycosphaerellaceae
Product: related to regulator of gluconeogenesis Rmd5
Exons: 1
Coding region: 1-1323 (440 amino acids)
Biological process (GO): proteasome-mediated ubiquitin-dependent protein catabolic process
Cellular component (GO): nucleus; GID complex; cytoplasm
Molecular function (GO): protein binding; ubiquitin protein ligase activity
Source: RefSeq, a predicted model, not a curated record
AUGGACGCGCUUCUCGCGGCGCACGCACAACAGGUCAACAAACAUAAUCUCUCGCCCGCCCUCAACUCCGUUUCCUCGCUCAUCAGUCUCCUCCAAACCACCCGCGAUUCCAUCGCCGCCAACCCAGAUCAUGCAGCACUACAACUUGCCAAAACAAAAGCGCCUCUGAAGGAAUCACUUGCCAAGAUCGAAGAGGACCUCAAGGAUGUUAAUCGUGGGCUGAAUGCAUAUCAGAAAGCGCUCAAGGACAAAUUCAAGAAUGCGUCGUUACCAGUUGCGGGAGCAGGCGUGUUGGAGGAGCAGGGCGAGUUGAUUGAUCGGGCGAUCGCAAUGCAUUUGCUGAGGGAGGGUAAAUUUGAGGUGGCCAGGAUAUUUUUGGAAGAAGUGAAUGAACGACCACGCAGAGAGAGGGAGAGCGAGGGAGCCGACGAUGUAUCAAUCACGGCAACCGCAGGCUGGCCGUACGGCAGAGAUGGCAGCGAGGAAGCGGACAUGCAAUCCUCAGUUCACUCCGAGGAAAGCCUUCUCUCGACCGUUCAAUCUAGCGGCCUCCAGGCCAAGUUCUCGGAAAUGUAUCACAUUCUGGACGCUCUCCGCAACUUCCACAACCUCUCCCCAGCAGUCGCAUGGGCACGCUCCCACUCCGCCGAACUGGAAGCCCGUGGUUCAAAUCUCGAAUUCGAACUCGCUAGACUGAAGUUUGUCGAGCUUUACACCGCAACCUCUGCAGACGUCAUGUCGGACUCGGACUCCUCCUCUUCAGACUGCUUCUCCGGUCCCCUUCGCGCAUUGGAGUACGCCCGAGAGACAUUCCCCUCCUUCUCCCAACGCUACGCCCGCGAAACAUCCUCACUAUUAGGCUCACUCGCAUUCUCGCCAGACCUCCAUUCGUCACCUUACUCACCCUCCUUCACCCAAACCUCCUACACAGAAGCCUGCUCCUCCUUCACCCAGGAAUUCUGCUCGCUACUCGGCCUCUCCUCCGUCUCCCCACUCUACACAGCGGUGACGGCAGGCGGAAUCGCCCUCCCAAUUCUUGAGAAGGUGGAACGCGUGAUGGCGCAAGCUCGAGGACAAUGGACUUCCGUCAACGAAUUACCCGUGGAAACACCACUACCGAGAGGCAUGCAAUUCCAUCAGAUUUUCGUGUGUCCGGUCAGUAAGGAACAGGGACGGGAUGGGAACCCGCCGAUGAUGUUGCCUUGCGGACAUGUCAUUGCAAAGGAGAGUUUGGAGGCGCAUGCUAAGGGCAAGAGUCGAGUGAAAUGUCCGUAUUKUCCGAUCRAGUGUCAUCCAAAGGAGGCGAAGAGGUUGUACAUUUGA